UGUAGUAUGGAACAGAAGUUGAAGCAGCAGUACUCCUACAUAUUUCUACUGAGCUAACCGUGCUCAUGUUCAAUGGCUCAGUCUUCAUGCCUUCUGUGUUAACACUAGUUGGGAUCCCUGGCCUGGAAUCAGUACAGUGCUGGAUCGGUAUUCCAUUCUGCAUCAUGUACAACAUUGCUUUGAUUGGGAACUCCCUAAUCUUAGUAACAAUAAAACAUGAAAAGAGCCUCCACAUACCCAUGUACAUUUUCUUGGCCAUUUUGGCAGUCACAGACAUUGCCCUUAGCACGUGCAUUCUCCCCAAAAUGUUGGGCAUCUUCUGGUUUCAUAUGCCACAGAUUUCCUUUGAUGCCUGCUUGCUGCAAAUGGAACUCAUCCACUCAUUCCAGGCAACAGAAUCAGGCAUCCUCCUGGCCAUGGCUCUGGAUCGCUAUGUGGCUAUCUGUAACCCCCUGAGACAUGCCACCAUCUUUUCUCCACAACUCACGACUUACCUUGGAGCUGGUGCGUUACUCAGAGCUUUCAUUCUUGUAUCCCCAUCCAUAUUGCUCAUCAAAUGCCGCCUUAAGUACUACCGAACUACCAUUGUCUCCCACUCUUACUGUGAGCACAUGGCCAUUGUGAAACUGGCAGCUGAAGAUAUCAGAAUCAACAAGGUAUGUGGCCUCCUUGUUGCCUUUGCCAUCUUAGGGUUUGACAUAGUCUGCAUUACCUUCUCCUAUGUGCGAAUCUUCGUCACUGUCUUUCAGCUGCCCCAGAAGGAGGCUCGAUUCAAAGCCUUCAACACCUGCAUUGCUCACAUCUGUGUCUUCCUACAGUUCUACCUCCUGGCCUUCUUCUCUUUCUUCACACACAGGUUUGGGGCUAACAUACCCCCCUACGUGCAUAUCCUCCUGUCAGAUCUUUACCUGUUAGUCCCACCUUUUCUCAACCCCAUUGUCUAUGGUGUUAAAACUAAACAAAUUCGAGACAAGGUCCUGAAGAUGCUUAUUUCCAAGAAACCUCUGUGAACAUUAGUGACUCCCUUGGUUGAAAUGUUGUGUGGUUUCUAAAUAGCAACUUGAAUGAAUUAAACUCUACAUCUUCUACAAAUAGGAAAGUGUGUGAUAACAUGUGAAAUCCAGAUCCUUAUAACUUUUAGAAGUAUGUAUUAAAUAUAAUACAAU
Messenger RNA from Onychomys torridus (southern grasshopper mouse), 1166 nucleotides. RefSeq names its product olfactory receptor 52A5-like. Bases 66 to 1010 code for a protein of 314 amino acids. The record is from RefSeq and is a predicted model, not a curated record. Lineage: Eukaryota; Metazoa; Chordata; Mammalia; Rodentia; Cricetidae. The transcript has a single exon. Gene Ontology annotation, cellular component: membrane. Gene Ontology annotation, molecular function: G protein-coupled receptor activity; olfactory receptor activity. Gene Ontology annotation, biological process: G protein-coupled receptor signaling pathway.